Messenger RNA from Helobdella robusta, 1842 nucleotides. RefSeq lists its product as hypothetical. Lineage: Eukaryota; Metazoa; Annelida; Clitellata; Rhynchobdellida; Glossiphoniidae. Gene Ontology annotation, cellular component: lysosome; CORVET complex. The coding region runs from base 1 to 1842 and encodes 613 amino acids. The record is from RefSeq and is a predicted model, not a curated record. Gene Ontology annotation, biological process: vesicle-mediated transport; intracellular protein transport. The transcript has 16 exons.
AUGACGAGUAAAGAUAAAAUUAAUUGUAUGCUCUUCAGAGAAGUCUACAGAAAAGAAUUGAAAGAUUGGCUGAACACCAUCAACCAGACAAAAACAAUAGUGUGGGAUGAAACUCUAAUAUCCACAUUUGAUUUAAUAGCCAACUUUUCGUUCCUCAAAGAAAAUGGGGUUGACCAGAUGAUCUUUUUGAAUUCUGACAUCAAAGCAUCAGUGAAAUCAGAAAAUGUAAUUUUUAUCGUUCAGCCCAAGUUACAUGUCAUGGACAAAAUAGCUUACAUUGUCAAAAAGCACGAAAAUAUGUUGACGUCAUUGAAGAAAAAUUUUCAUGUCCUUUUCAUACCAAGAAAAAGUUUGCUAUGUGAAAAAAGGCUAAAAGAUUUGGAUGUUGUGAAUUCACUGACAAGCAUAGAUGAGCUAGCAUUUGAUAUUUACCCUCUGGAGACUGAUCUCUUGUCUAUGGAAUGGAAUACUUGUUUCAGAGAGUGCUAUUUAGACAGCAACCACACUUGCUUAUUCCACGUUGCCAAAUCAAUAAUGCUCAUCCAGUCGUUAUUUGGCAUUAUCCCAAACGUCGUUGGCAAGGGUGACUUAGCUGACAGUGUGAUCGAAAUGGUGCUGAGAAUGAGAAGAGAGUUGGGAUCGAACGAACCGCUGAUAACUCCAAAGAUUGACACACUGCUACUGGUGGAUAGGAUUGUCGAUCCGCUGACACCUCUACUAACACAACUUACUUAUGAGGGCUUGGUCGAUGAGCUCUUCUCUAUUAGCAAAGGUAUUGUGAAACUACCAGCUAACAAAUUCAAAUCAGAAAGCAGCAAUGCAGACACGGCAGCGGAUUCAACGUCCACCAAUCCAUUUGCGACAUCUACGGAUGAAGUUAAAAAAAUCCACCUCAAUUCGUCUGAUGAAUUGUUUGCUGACCUUAGGGAUAAAAACUUCAAUGCGGUGGGCAACGCUCUGAAUCAAAGGGUCAAGGUCAUUAGUGCCCAGUACAACGAAAGAUUGGCAGCAAAGACGGUUGGCGAGAUGAAGCAGUUCGUGUCAAAGAUACCACACAUACAAGCUGCUAAGGCUGCCCUUGCUACACACACGACAAUAGCGGAGAUGGUUAAAGGCGUUACAGAUUCAGAUGAGUUUCGUGAUUUUGUCUGCGAACAGCAAGAGUGUUUAAAGGGACUUGAUUUGGAUAAAAGUAGAUCCUUCAUAGAGAAGUGUAUCCUAAUGAAAGAAGAUAUCAAUAAGGUCCUUCGCCUCAUCUGUCUUCAGUGUUAUUGUAACAAUGGCUUAAAACCUAAAAUUCUUGAAUUCUACAAGAAAGAAAUUAUACAGGUGUAUGGGUUCGAGCACGUGAUUAGCCUCUGCAACCUCGAGAGAGUGGGGCUCCUUUUCAAUCAGAGCAUCAACAAAACAUUUCCAACAAUCAAAAAGACGCUGAAGUUGCUUGUGAAGGACGCUAAUGAACAGAUGCCAGAAGAUAUAUCGUACGUCUACAGUGGCUAUCGCCCGAUGAGUGUACGCCUCCUGGAACUGCACAACAAGCCAGGCUGGCGCAGUAUCGAAGAAAUCGUCAACAACAUGCUGCCCGGAGCUGUCAGGGAGGAGUUUCAACAGAUGCCUGCCUGGCUCAAAAGGAAGAAAGGUUUGUGUUUUCAGAAAGUUGUCCUAGUUUUUUUUAUCGGUGGUGUCACAUUCGCCGAAAUAUCCGCUCUCAGAUUUCUGUCACAGAUUGAUGAUAGUUUAACAGAAUACGUGGUAGCGACUACAAACAUGAUCAGCGGUCCCGCCUUCAUCAGCUCGCUCUCUGAUACACUCCAUUCAAAACCGGCCAACCCUUUUGCUUAA